AUGGACACGGAGCAGACCGAACCCAUGGAUGAGGAUUCGAAAACGACGACGACCAGCACGAGCCCGAAAGCAUCCGCCGAGUCGUCUGCCACUCCUUCAUCCGGCCCGGUCACCACCUCAUCCGGCAAGCAUCCCGCCCCAAGCCCGGCCGCUGCUCCGACGUCGCAGCAAUCCAAGCGCAAGCGGGGGCCCGGGAUCGUCACCCCAAACGCCUGCACCGAGUGCCGCAAGAAGCGCGCAAAGUGCGAUGGCCAAACGCCCUGCUCGCGAUGCAAGGCCCAAAAAGACGUCGAGUGCGUUUAUGAGAUACCUGUCAGGCAGUCCAAGGAGUACCUGAGAGCCGAGAUCGACCAUCUGCGCCGUCAGCAACGAAACAACGAGAGCGUCCUGUCGGCCCUAGGGGUGCCUGGACAGUGGGAGGAAGUCUUGCGACGACUGCGCAACGGCCAGUCCAUCGAGUCGAUAUCAGAAUGGCUUGGCGGGACCUUGCCGUCUGGUGGUGGCACCGCCCCCUCUUUCAACCGCCCUGCUGGUCCCGCCGGCUCCGGCUCCGGCGGGCUCUCACCCGGAUGGGGCCACGAGUCCUGCUUCGGCUCAUCCGGCGAGCGGGCUGCGCCAAGAUAG
Molecule: messenger RNA, 624 nt
Organism: Pyricularia oryzae 70-15
Lineage: Eukaryota; Fungi; Ascomycota; Sordariomycetes; Magnaporthales; Pyriculariaceae
Exons: 3
Coding region: 1-624 (207 amino acids)
Biological process (GO): regulation of DNA-templated transcription
Molecular function (GO): DNA-binding transcription factor activity, RNA polymerase II-specific; zinc ion binding
Source: RefSeq, a predicted model, not a curated record